GUAGAAACCUCUAAUAUAUACCUGCUACCGGUGCCGUGCCCGACCCCACCGUCUCCAAUUCCAUCGGAGCCCUUCCCGGCCUGUUACUCCGCACCCCGCUCUCCCCGCACGCCUGUCUUAAUUAUUUUCUGCUGUUAAUAUUUGCAUAUUGCGUCUUUGCAUCCUCGCACUUACUCUGACAAAAUCCGUUCGUUGACUGAAUUCACCGACCAUGAGCGAUACCGUUGGGAAGACCAUUACUUGCAAGGCCGCAAUCGCCUGGGCCCCGAACGAACCGCUCUCCAUCGAGGAUGUACAAGUCCUGCCGCCGAGGGCACACGAAGUGCGCAUUAAGGUUCUGCAUACCGGAGUCUGUCAUACUGACCAGUAUACUCUCUCCGGAAAAGACCCCGAAGGCGCAUUCCCUUCCAUCCUCGGGCACGAGGGAGCCGGGAUCGUCGAGUCCAUUGGCGAUGGCGUAACGUCCGUCAAGCCCGGUGACUAUGUGAUUGCUCUAUAUACCGCGGAAUGCAAAGAAUGCAAAUUCUGCCGCUCGGGCAAAACAAACCUCUGCGGCAAGGUGCGCGAGACGCAAGGCAAAGGCGUCAUGCCGGACGGGACAUCGCGGUUCCGCGCGCGCGGAAAGGACAUCCUGCACUUUAUGGGCACGUCGACGUUCUCACAGUAUACCGUUCUCGCGGACGUCUCGUGCGUGGCUGUCACGGACCGCAUUGGGACGGACAAGUCGUGUCUGCUGGGUUGUGGGAUUACGACUGGCUACGGUGCUGCGGUGGUGAGUGCGAAGGUGGAAGAGGGGUCUACGAUUGCGGUUUUUGGCGCGGGGUGUGUUGGGUUGUCGAUUAUCAUGGGGGCGAAGAAGAAUAAGGCUGGGAGGAUUAUUGCGGUGGAUUUGAAUGACAAUAAGGAAGGGUGGGCCAGGAAGUUUGGGGCGACGGAUUUUGUGAAUCCGCUCAAGAUUCCGAGGAAUGUGCUUCUGCAGGAGUAUCUGGUGAAUAUGACGGAUGGGGGCUGUGAUUAUACGUUUGAUUGUACAGGGAAUGUGAGCGUGAUGAGGGCGGCGCUGGAGGCUUGUCAUAAGGGGUGGGGGGAGAGUAUUGUUAUUGGUGUUGCUGCUGCUGGACAGGAGAUUACAACACGUCCAUUCCAACUUGUUACUGGCCGUGUGUGGAGGGGAUGUGCAUUCGGUGGCGUCAAGGGCCGCACUCAAUUGCCAGGCCUGGUGGACGACUAUCUGCGCGGAGAACUCAAGGUCGACGAGUUCAUCACUCACCGUGUGUCCAUGGAUCGCCUGAAUGAGGCUUUCGACGUGAUGAAGCAGGGCGAUUGCAUUCGCUGCGUUGUUGAUAUGAGUUAGAAUGGGAACUAUGCUCUUCAAAAUGUCUUAUCAAUUCAAGUCAUCAUACCGGUGUUUUAUUCCUAGCUCAUCAGACUGUAAUCAUAUUCAGGUAUUGCUGUCAGGUGUCUAUAUUGUAAGCACCAGUUAUCCUUGAUGUGUCUGAUGGCAACCAUCGCAUAUC
Aspergillus versicolor CBS 583.65 is the source of this 1517-nucleotide messenger RNA. Its product is annotated as S-(hydroxymethyl)glutathione dehydrogenase/class III alcohol dehydrogenase. Gene Ontology annotation, cellular component: cytosol. The record is from RefSeq and is a predicted model, not a curated record. The transcript has 6 exons. Gene Ontology annotation, molecular function: zinc ion binding; S-(hydroxymethyl)glutathione dehydrogenase [NAD(P)+] activity. The coding region runs from base 212 to 1354 and encodes 380 amino acids. Gene Ontology annotation, biological process: formaldehyde catabolic process. NCBI's taxonomy places the organism in Eukaryota, Fungi, Ascomycota, Eurotiomycetes, Eurotiales, Aspergillaceae.